GAUACGCUAGCCUAGGGUUUCAUCUCGCCUAUUCUCCCCGUGCUCGAGCGGCGACCAUGGCGACCCCUGCGGCGGAGUCGGUGCAGUGCUUCGGUAGAAAGAAGACGGCGGUGGCGGUGGCGCACUGCAAGCGCGGACGUGGACUGAUCAAGGUGAACGGCGUGCCUAUCGAGCUGGUGAAGCCGGAGAUCCUCCGCCUGAAGGCCUUCGAGCCCAUCCUCCUCCUCGGCCGGCAGCGCUUCAUGGGCGUCGAUAUCCGCAUCCGCGUCCGCGGGGGCGGCAAGACCUCCCAGAUAUAUGCUAUCCGCCAGAGCAUCGCCAAGGCCCUCGUCGCUUACAACCAGAAGUACGUCGACGAGCAGUCCAAGCAGGAAAUCAAGGACAUCCUCGUCCGCUACGAUCGCACCCUCCUCGUCGCCGACCCACGCCGGUGCGAGCCAAAGAAGUUCGGUGGUCGGGGUGCUCGUGCUCGGUUCCAGAAGUCCUACCGCUAGAGCUCGUCAUUCAUAGGAAAGUUCCAAUCUUGCUUCGCUUGCUAGUUCUUUUUUGCAUGAACUUUUAAUCAUAUUGAUAAACGUAGUUUUAUUUAUAGUUUCUAUUGUGGCUUUGGUAACAAAGAGACAUACUUUAUUAGGUUCGAUUAUGUUGAUUAAGAUCAAUCUUUGUCUGGAAUAUGCAAAAUUGUUUCUGUUGCUCACCA
Molecule: messenger RNA, 700 nt
Organism: Zingiber officinale
Lineage: Eukaryota; Viridiplantae; Streptophyta; Magnoliopsida; Zingiberales; Zingiberaceae
Product: 40S ribosomal protein S16
Exons: 1
Coding region: 57-494 (145 amino acids)
Biological process (GO): translation; maturation of SSU-rRNA from tricistronic rRNA transcript (SSU-rRNA, 5.8S rRNA, LSU-rRNA)
Cellular component (GO): ribosome; cytosolic small ribosomal subunit
Molecular function (GO): structural constituent of ribosome; RNA binding
Source: RefSeq, a predicted model, not a curated record